Molecule: messenger RNA, 6540 nt
Organism: Carassius gibelio (silver crucian carp)
Lineage: Eukaryota; Metazoa; Chordata; Actinopteri; Cypriniformes; Cyprinidae
Product: RING finger protein 44
Exons: 11
Coding region: 1304-2575 (423 amino acids)
Source: RefSeq, a predicted model, not a curated record
UACGUUGGUUUUUUAGUAAAGAGGAAGUGUGAAAACAUUGUUGGGAUCAGGUUGGAGGGAUUCGACCAAACAUCAGCAUCUAAAAAGUGACUGGCUGUCUCUGUCUCUUGCGUGGUAGCUCUAAGGAAGAAGGCGUGACUAUACAGACACAACCACAACGACAACAAUAUUGAACUGCGCCCAUGUUACAGUCCUAACCUAUUUCGAAUGCAUCGGACAUAAUAAUAAAGGAGACAACAAGUGCACGCUAUAACAAGUUUGUUGGGGACAAGUUAUCUGAUGUUAGGCAGCAGAGGAAGAUGCAUUUUCUCUUUCAACGCUGAAGAUCAACGCCUGUUCAACAACAACAAACAAUCUCGUGGACGUGAACUAGGAAACGGGCGAUGCCAUGACCGUCUGUUAGUUUUACCGGAUGAUUUCUAUCGGAUUAAGCUGUAAAUUCACCAAACGAGACAUACGGCAUCGAUUUAGUCGCCAAAAAGCAGCGCGCGGACGAGUCGGAAACUCGCGCGCCAUUGAAAACAAGUAAGCUCGGUUGGUGCUAUCACGCUUUGCUUAUUGGACAAAAAGCUGUCCACCUAAAAUAAAAAUGAAACCAAUCUUGGUAGUCAGAGGUUUGCAUUCAUGACGUGCAGACUUUCUAAACGUGGCGUUGUUGUUGUUUUUUGUCAGCUGUGCAUCACUGCGUUUCCUGUUCAGGGCUUCAUCUGCUCGGGCGGUGUGCUAGCGAUAGCAGCCAAGGGCUUGGAAAGUGCGUGCGAUUUGUGUAAUCAUUUUUACGUUUUGUAAAAACUCCCUGAGAACCUGUAUAAGGAGCAUGACGGACACUGCGGAUGCUUGCACUAGCCCCGCGCGCGUCUGUAAAACUUCGGCCUCGUGACUCUGUGCUAUUGUUGAUGUCCACUGCCGGGCCACGGUGACACUUUUAAUUGUUUUAUUAAUGGGAAAUGAGCACAUUCCUUAUUUGAAGCAUGCACAAUGUUUCAAUCAUACCUAAAAGCCCUCCCAGGUGAUUAUUUUUGCUAAAGUGAGGCAUGCGAGGUUUGGUGGCACUCAUUUGCUAUUGCUUUGUCUUUGUGAAAGCACAUGGCCCUCCACGCUUUUGUUGUUGAAGUUACAGCCCCCCCCCCCCCCCCCCUCUUUGUGGCAAAUCCACCCAGUCUUUCCACUAAUGACACUUUCCAUUCCACAGUUUAUGCUUCUAGUUUAGUUCCGACAAUCUGAGGCUGUUAGACAUAAGUGCCUCUUGCACUACUGGUGUCCCCACCCCAGGCAGGUGUGACUCGUUCGUACGACGUCACAAAUGCGACCAUGGGAAGUAGCAGUGAGUAGGCGGCCAUCAACAGCCCCCUUAAACCAGAGGAGGGUCGUCGGGGAGCCUUGCAUCACCCCUCUGCACCUCAGGAGAAGUCCUCCAGUACGACAUCAGUGGGGACAGCGGGAUAGACCUACUGUGCACACUUCCCUUCAUCAGGAUGAGAACUUUCACCACCCUGUCUUCUCCCAGCAUCAGCAGAUUCAUUUAGAUGAGUCCAGGCAAUAUAGCCACACCAGUGCACCUCCACGCAUGCUGCAUACUGCCACACAACCCCCACCACAGAGCUCCAUCAUGGUGGAUCUUCACGAACAGAUGCAUCAAGGAUCAGUUCCGAUAUCUUACACAGUUACCACGGUGACGACCCAUGGUUUUCCCAUCCACACCGGGCAACCUAUCCCAGCCUGCAAUGCUCAGCAGCUCCCAGCAUGCUCGCUCAUUCAGGCCUGCACCAUGCAGCAUCUGCCUGUGUCCUAUCAGACAUUUCCACCGCUGAUCUCCAGUGAGCAUUUCAUCCUGCACCCCAGUCCACCAGUGCCACCCCACCAGCCUCCUCAUCUGCCUCCACUCAACCAGUUUGUCCCCAUACAGCCCCAGCACCCGCGCAUGCCUCUGCAGAGGGUGGAGAAUGAAGUGGAUCUGCGAGGAGACCAGCAUCCGUUAGGAACAUUCUCGUAUCCUCCAGCCCACCAUCCACCAGCAAUGACCCCCUCCGUGCCCCUCCAGUACCUCCCCCAGGAGCCCCUCCAUCAAGAGCUACCCUACGGAGUGCCAUAUCCGCACAUGCUGCCGAGGCGUAUAACUGGACAGAGGUACCGAUUACAGCAGCCUCUGCCUCCCCCGCCCCCUCCGCUGCCCUACUACCCCGGCUUCUUACCAUACUUCCUCUCGAUGCUUCCUGUGCCUCCAACUGCUGUGGGUCCUGCUAUCAGUCUGGACUUGGAUGUAGAUGAUGUGGAGAUGGAGAAUUAUGAGGCAUUAUUAAACCUUGCUGAGAGACUCGGAGAAGCGAAACCUCGAGGACUAACGAAGGCUGAUAUAGAGCAACUUCCGUCGUACAGGUUUAAUUUAGAAAACCACCAAUCUGAGCAAACUCUGUGUGUUGUAUGCUUUAGUGAUUUUGAGUCAAGGCAGCUACUUCGAGUAUUACCCUGCAACCAUGAGUUUCAUGCAAAAUGUGUGGACAAAUGGUUAAAGACCAAUCGCACCUGUCCAAUCUGUCGAGCCGACGCGUCUGAAGUUCACCGCGAUGUGGAAUGAGUUCAGGUUUUUGUCCAUCACUGGAAAACAGCACAAAUCCUUGAGUGUGUUCUGUGAGUGGGGACACCUGAUCUCCAGCCAAACGCAAAUCUACCCCCACCCCACUCCCAACCCCACCUCUACAAUAAGCAAUCUCAGAAUUUGUACCGAACCUGUUUGACCUCUGCUGUGUGUCAUUGUGUGAGUUCCACGAAAGCUACUGCCGCCUAUAGCCACAUCCGAGUUCUGGAAUUAUGACCGUUUUUUGUUUUGUUUUUGUUUCAUCUUUCUUUUUCAUCAACCUGCCCUUGUUUCGCAGAUUCCAAAGAUAACCUGUAAUCCGUGUUGUGUUGGCAUAUUCGUUUACGCCGUUGAAUAUUCUCUAGUUGUUUGAUCACAGAUAAUUAAAACCGUGCUUUAGUGUCAUUAGGGACCGCGGGAGUGGGCCUGGAUGAUGGCGGUUUUUGGCUUUACUGUGCAAUCAGACAAGUUUAUAGGACGCGCCCGCUCCGCCAGUGAACGACCAUCAUAGAUGCAUGUCUGUAUAAGUGACGGGCUGAGGGACUUGUUAAUAAUCUCUGUUUUGCAAUAAUGUAUUGAUCAUUUGAAUAUCUUAAUCCCGAUUCUCUUUUAUCUGCGAAUGCUGUUGUGAAGGUGUGACUUUCAGUGGUUCAGAGUUCCAAGGCCUGAAGUUAAAGAGGGAAAUGUAGACCAAAAGGACUGCAAAACGACAGCCUUGAAUCCACCGGGAAAACUCCCGCUGGGCUUUCACCACAGUCGUAGUGACAUUAUGAAGCUGUGGCGUUUUGGCUUUUGCUGUUUGAUGGCGAGGACAGUGGGACUGGCCCAUGAGAACACAGGGACGAGGACAGCACACUGCCUCUGCCAGCUCCCACCUUGGCUGCACUGCACAACCCCCAUCGAUUCUGGACCGGCCCUCUUCAUCCCGCUCCCUCACACUCAGCUGUGUAACUCUUUCUCAGCUAGAUCCAGGAGAACAACUCACGGGCCUCACGCGGACUGUUCUUUUAGACUAGCAAUAUUUGAAUUAACGAGCACCAACACAUUUCAGCCUCAAGAGGAACGCCGGGACGGUCUCCGGCUUGCCAUUCUCGCACCGUUGCAUUUCCGACGGAGGCCAAGGAGCUCACAUUCGCCUGUCCAGAAUGACUUUUUGGGAAAGGAAGGAACACUUUGCAGAAAGCAAUACGUGCAAUGAGUGUGUGACGUGAACGCAAAGUUUGACCUGAUUUUGGAGGACUAGGCUUUUUGUUUUUCUUCAUUCGUGAGCCAAAUAAUCAAUAUACUCUACAAGAUUUUUAGCUCUGCCUUCUCAAGACCUUGACAAGCACAAACCUGUUACUAAUCUUCAGAUAUCCUUUGUCAGAUCCUCUUUUAAAGGUAUCCUUUUUUUUUCUUUCUUUCUUUUUUUUAAGUGUUAUUUAUUUUUAUAUAUGCAUUUCUUUCAAGGGAGUUUUUGAAGGAUUUGGUUGGAAUACUAAAACAUCUUUAGUGCAUUUUAGUUUGCCUCCUGUUGUCAGGUCUCAGGCCAUGUUCACAGUGUAAAGUGAUGUGAAAGAAAAAAAAAACAUUGUAUGCAUAGCCUUGGUGUGAAAGGUUGCAAAUUAUCGUCUUGUUUUUAAGACAAAAGAAUGUUGAAACCCUCCACAUUUCUAGUUAUGCCCUCUUGACUGGAAUAGUGGUUCCACGAAGAUCCCAAAUAGGAUUCGAAAGGGCAGAGAUGGAGUUUUAGGGUUGUUAAAAAAAAAAAAUGCACUGUAAAAUGUUUAACUCAUGGUUCACUCGAUUCCAAAAACAAACCUGAACUUUGUUUGGGGGGAAAUCUAUGAACUAUUUGGGUAUUCUUUUUGUUUUGUUUUGUUCCCGAAGUACUUUAAUUAUAGGACUUUUAAAUAUAUAUUCUCAUGAGACAUUUGUCAACUGAAUAGUCAUUGUAACUCAAUAGACACACUGGUUUUCUCGGGUAAAGGGAGAAUGUGAGAAUCUUGUGUUUGCGUGCCAGGUUUUAAAAAAAGCCAUUGUAUUGAAUUGAAUCCAGACUUUUGAUAAGUAAUCUAUGUAUACAUAUCUGUUCACUGGCAUAUAUUUUGAGUAUAACGGAGAAAAAAAAAUAAAAAAUCACUCAGGGCCUCUCUGUAAUUGAAAAAUAAAGGAAAACAGUCAAUUUCAAACGGGAUUGAUGCCAUUGAGAUAUAUUUGGGUAUUCUGGGUUGUUUUCCUCAGGCCACGCUUAUUUUAAAUGUAAUCAACUGAACUAAUAUUCCUUUUAUAAAUAGUGGUGAAUAUUAUUCCAUUAUAAGACUGGCAUGCAAAAAAAAAAAAAGAAGUGUCAUGUUGUAUCGAGUGAGAAUAGGCUUUUCGUCACUGCAGCCGAUCAUUAGCGUAUGUUACUCAAACCUGUUUUCCGGCUUUUGCGUUUUUCUGUGUUCUUGUACUUGAACCACACAUAAAGGUUGUAACCCCGUUGAAAAACGUGCCACGGUGCACACUGUCCUACCUAGACCACUUCCAAGACCAUUCUUACAGUGUCUGCAUGAUUUAAGGAUUCCAAAAAAUAAAUGAAAAAAAGGUCAAAUAAAAAAUGACAUCUGUAUUUUCAGUGAAAGAUAUCUAGACGGGUGGGCAAGUAUUUAAUUGUGCACAAUAUGCAUGCAUGUCUGACCAGGUCCCAACUGGUUUUUAGAUACAUCUAGUUGGCUUUGGGUUCUGGGUGUAGGGGACUUCUGCUCAGCUGAUAACUGCCAUGCACUGUACUGCACACAUUUGUAAUCCAACCGAAUGACUACAAGAUUUUAUCGUGCUUGUACUUGCAAAACAAAUUCAGAAUAAUAAAUAUAGGACAUUUAAAAUAACGUUAAGCUUGAUGCCAGUGGGAAGUCGGUGGAACAAUGUGAUUUGAUAGGCUCCCCACCACAUUUGUGCUUCUAUCAUUGCCUCAGUUAUUGACACACUUGCCUGGAAUCUAGAUAAUGGAAAGCCAUAUAGAAAAAAAGGUGCUAGAUAUUCUAUAUUUAGGUGUAAUGCUACAUUCACAUAAGAGAAUGCAAUAGUUUGUUAUGGGUCUCUAUUCAUACAGCAUGCAGUGCUACUAGCACCCUAACAGUGGUCAGAAACAGUUAAUAACAUUAUCAACAGGGGUUUCAAUUAAGAAAAUAAACGGGGGAAAAAAGAAAAGAAAGAAAACUAUUUAGCUUUAUUUGUAUGUGCUGGUAAACCAUUUUAAAGAAUAAUAUUGUUUUGCUGUCCAAGUGAUCCGAUUCCAUACAUCUGCCUUAAAUCAAAGUAGUAGGAGGUUUUGAAAAAAACGGCGUUAUCACACAGAAAUAUAUGUACCUGUUGUACGGUUCUCUCUACCUUGAGUAUCUGUAACUGUUAUGGUUUCAAAAUAAGUUGUUGAUAUACACGCAAGCACUUUUGCUUGAGGUAACUGGCUGUGGGCUAUUUCUAAUAUAUCCUUAUUUAGAUUUAUAAAGGAAUUUUUUUUCAUAAUAACCAAGAUUCCUUGAAAACGUCAGUGUUACCUGUAUUGAGUUACUAAAAAGAAAACAGAAAAAGAGAAAAAAUCAUGAGUUAUGAAAUAAAUAGAAUCUUGUAGUCUUUCUGUGAUUCAACUAAUAAAUAAUCUCACAGCUUGUGUGGUGGAGAAUUGUGUUCCAAUAAGCAGCUAAAUACUUUAGGGUUUGUGAUUCGUUGAUUGCUCCAUAGAUGCCACUGAUUGUUAACCAAUGAUCUCUUGCUGUGGUGGGAUAGUGGAUUGUUUACUGUUCUAUUCUCCUCCUGGCCUUUAGGGGUCAGUCAUUGCCUGAACUCCAGACUACCCAGCCAACAACAGGGCCAGGGGCAUGUGUUCUGUAUUAGGAAGAUAUUUUGCUUUGGUACUUGCACAUUUCCAGUUACCUCAUUUUUGCCAUGUUUGUAUUUGGGGAAAAAUAAAAAUAAAUAAAUAAAAAAGCUAAUAUAUAUUA